Molecule: messenger RNA, 5408 nt
Organism: Dermacentor albipictus
Lineage: Eukaryota; Metazoa; Arthropoda; Arachnida; Ixodida; Ixodidae
Product: connectin-like
Molecular function (GO): protein binding
Source: RefSeq, a predicted model, not a curated record
ACGAUUCUCCCGCGUUCAAAACCAUUCGACACACAACAACGCUCGAAUUCCUCGCCGUUGGCUACCGCUAUAGCAGGGAGCCCGUUUCGCGAGGGCCUCCGGCAAGCGACGCUUCGACUGUGCCGCCCCGCCUCGGACGCUCACUCCGCCGGUUCUCCCGUACCGCUCCUCCCAGUGGCGCGCGCUCCAAACACCGCGCCGCGGCAGUCGGGGGCGCGGCACGGUGCCGGUCGCAUCACGGUGGUGGUCGCCGCGGAUUUCUCCUCUCCCGCUCCACGUCGUCUCACGGAUUAUUACGCGGUCCGCUGGACUACGCCGCGCUCGCUUCCCCCUCGGCGGCUGUCGCGGUGUUUGGUGGUGGUGUUGGAGUGGGCAUGCCCUGCACCGAGGCCGCUCCGUUGUCCGGCGCGGCACAUUGCCGGCGGACGCUGUCCCCCCGCAGAGACGCCCUCGUGAGCAGGCGGCGACCGGCGGAGCAGACGACGCGGCGUGACCCACCGUUCCUGUUUCCGGCGAUGCUGCUGCUGAGUGUUUACUUCAUCGCUUCAACAUGCAGCUUCCCCUUCGUGGCUUGCGCCGAAUCGUCUGAAUUGGUUCCUAACCUGUGCCGUCUCAUGGACCAACCCAUGUACUGUCGCUGCGACUCCGAGGACAUCGCGGACGACGCCACAGACGUCUCCUGCUAUAUCACGAGACCCCUUACUGUGGACCACGCCGUAUUCAAGUCAUUCCAAAACCACCCCUCCCUUGCCUCCCUAUCCUUCAACGCGUUCAGCCUGAGCAACAAGUUAACUUUCGUGCCAUCUGAAGCUCUAAGGCAGUGCCCACAAUUGGAACGCCUCAAGUUCACCCAGUCGGAGCUAGGCGUUCUGAAAACGCGCUCCUUCUACAACCUCUCUAGACUUGCGUGGCUGUCUCUUGACUCCAACGCCAUAACCGACCUGGAGAACGAGUCCAUCGCACAGAUGCCACGUUUAAAGCGGCUCGAAUUAGGCGACAACAAGCUCAGCAGGAUCCCCGCCGGUGCCCUGCGUGCUCUUCCAGCCCUAACGCAACUCUUCCUGGAGAGGAACGAGAUCAAGACCAUAGAAGACUUGGCGUUUGAGGAACUAACCAGCGUCAAGGAAGUAGACCUGAGUGACAACGCCAUCGAGAACCUGACGGACCGCACUUUCAAGGGACUGUCGAGCGCCAUACGGCUCGACCUGUUCCGCAACAAGAUACAGAGGCUCGAGGCACGGGUGUUCAGCGGAAUGCCGCAGCUGGUCGAGCUGGACAUGAAGUACAACGGCGUCACCGAAGUGGACCCGCUGGCGUUUGACGGCCUGCCCCAGCUGAGCAUCCUGUACCUCUCGCACAACCGCCUUCGCAUACUGCCCGCGCAGAUGUUCAUGGGCGCGCCCAACCUGAUCACUGUGGACCUGUCGCAGAACCAGCUGCUCACGCUUACCUGGAGGACGGUCCAGGACUUGCGGAAGAUCGACUCCGAGUCCUUCGAUAUGAGCCUCACCGGCAACAAGUUCGGCUGCGACUGCCGCCUGGCGUGGAUCCUGCACCUGGAGAAGGCCACGCGCAACGAGAAGUUUCGGCGCGAGCUGCGGCACGUCAAAUGCAACUUUGAACAGAGGCCGGCGCCGGGCAACCUGAGCAGCGGUACCAAGGUGGUCAGACUCAGUCUCAAGGAUCUGGGAUGCCCGGAGAACUACGCGCCGCCUGAGCUGCCUUCGCUGCGCGACAAAAAGAUGCCUCUCUCCGCCUUUGCCGGCAAGAGUGGUGCGAACAGCGCGCACGGGAAACAGGGCACCGCGGAUGAUAACGGAAGCAACAAGAUCGUCGAGCGACCACCACAGUCUCCGGUUGAUGAGGUCCACCGAGGAUCGGGAGCGGGAGACGGAAAAGACGUCGAAAACGACGUCGAAGUUGCCCUCAGUCAGCAGAAAGCGGCUCCCAGCGAAGCCGUUCUUCGGCGCAACCGCGACAGAAACUCUGCUGCGUCAUGGGUCCGCGCGGAGAAAACUGUGUCGUGGUUCUUGAUCUGCGUCACACUCGCGCUAGUGGACAGGUCGAGGUGACGCCUAGGGUGAUUUGUGAAGGACGUGCACGACCGAUUGUGGCCAUUUCGUUCGCUUUUUUUAAGUUUCUAAUAGUGUUUGCCAGACGGUUUUGUUGCGAGUGGCUCGCAAAAAAGAGACCCGGUAGUUGCCCACGCACACGCUGUGAUGAUGUUGUUGCAGAGUAUGAAGCGAGGACUGGGAGCAGUCUUUGGUCGCGUAUGGGGAGCUCCAGAUCAUAUUGGUAACUUCGGGGCAGCAAGCUAGAAACAUUUCUUAUGCGCUUGCUUGUGACUCUAAAAACUGGUUCUCUGAUUUCGUUUCACUGCAUGUAACCCAAAUGAAAUACUGAGCGCGAAAUGUGUGUUGUCAACUUUUCUGUACAAGCGCUCACAGGACAUGCCAAGUUAAGCAUUUCCACGUGUUCGAAGAGAGCUGAAGGUGGCGAGUUGCCCUGUACUUUGUUUCAGUCGCUUUCCUUUUUUUCUCCACUUUCAUUUGCGUAAGGGCUGAAAAGAAAACAGUUUAGAAUGGAGCCCCAAAUUGAAAAAAAAAAUUCUUCGUAGACCAUUAUCUUUCCUUAUCCACCAUCUUUGUUUUUCGUAAACGUGGGAAGACCACAAAAUGGAUUUGUCCAAGUAGUGUAUUUACAUGCUUUGUUCGGACUGAUAAAUGAUAUACUAGGCUGCUGUAGUGAUCGGCCUUGUUAUCUUUGCACAAGCGUAAGCUCUCUGUAGGCUGCGAUGGUGUCAUCCAAACAGCGAUUGGCUUUUGGAUUUAGUAUUUCUCUUUGUAUUUGAUAAAAAAGCUAUUGUGUGUGCUUGACAGAAUGGUAGUUUUCAUGAAGAAUGCCGAAAACAAAUGUCUAAAGCAAGUAGUGGCUCACGCAAACAUUGUCAAUGUAUUUUGAGAAUUAUUGCUCUUAAACUGAAAAAUGUCAUUAAUGGAAUAUGUAUAUAGUGCUGUUCGCGAAGCAAUUGUUUGCUCUAAUUGAAUUACUUGUAUGGUAGCUCAACAAAUUACAGAACCAUCAAUCACAGUCUUUGAAUAUCAGAUUCGUCAUUUGAACACCGUGCUUUGUCACGAAUACCACAGACUCUUCACGAAACCUAAGCUUGAGCGCAGGUGUCCAAUGCAAACUUUGAAGAGCAGCGUCUGUAACAUUGAAUGCGAAUAAUUAUCUUUAAAAAAUGGUGCGCGUAACACUAUCAGUGGCAGUGGCCGUUAGUUCCUUGCUAUGCUGGACAGAUAUUUCAAAGUCUGCGCCUAGCGCGUGACAGAUAAUAAGGAGGAGUGCUCACCGCUUGCCGGGCAGUAGUCCAACAUAAACAUCAGCACCGGAAAGAUUAUUCUUUUUCGUCACAGGUGUCAUUCAACGCGGAAAAAGUUGGGGAUCACCCAAGCAUUCUUUACAUGCGCCGCGUUUCAGUGCGAUGUUUCGCAGGGUAUCCAUAAUUUUCCAAUUCCUAGCAACAUGUUUCAUGAACCCUUGCUAGUUACAACAUGCCAUGUUCCCAGGCGUCUUAUCCACUUUAAGACUUUUCUUAUGGUGAAUAUGCAGUAUUUUUGCGAUGGCUCACGCCAUUACUGUACAAACGGGUAUUCUAGCAACGCCUACAUAAAAUCACUCAGCGUGAAUCACAAUAUAAGAACACACUUCAUGGCUCUGUCCUAAACAUCAUAUUUCUUCCGCCAUUAUGAGCUUUCUCCAUUGAAAGCUUUAAUGUAGACGCCGAUCAGUUCGUCCAGUACGUGGUAUAUCAUCCGCAAUGUCCCGCACCUCUUGUUGAAGCGCUAAAUCUCUACGUCUUUAAGCGCUGUGUGGACAGCGAUUGCCCCAUAGCCUCGUUUACUCGUUGAGGCUCUCAGUGAUAAGUUUAUGUGAGUACCGUUUUGUUCUCUUUUUCAUUUAUGUUCCAGUGAUUUGACACCACACUGGUGUCUCUGUCAUAGGGACACAAGGGCUACGCUCAUAUAUAGGUACAGUCAUGAAAAGAUAUAGAACUGGAAAUUUCAGAUUGUGACUGCAAAAUUAUGAGAAUGACUUGUGUAGGGCAACACAUUAAUCUGGCCUAUUUCGUGUUCAUGGCACAUUAGCCCACUAUUCGUAGGCAAACACUGGCUGCACCUUCAGUGCGUUUGCGCAAACAAGGAACGUCCGUAUUUCACGUUCUAGCCGACCUGUGCCGUUCUCGUUUGAUUUGCUUGUGACCAUAUACGCUUGAAAGCUUCGAGUGCCAUCAUACAAAAUUGCUAUAAUAUCGGCGCAACAUGGUCCCGCAUACGGUACGCAGCCUGCUGCUUCAUUGAGUAGAGUGCUUGCUAAAUUAUAAAUCUCACUUAACACUGAAGAAACUCUCUGUCAUGUAUUCGACCCUGCACCUGAAAGUUAGCGUGAGACACUGCCCCUAUCUCGUUGCUGAAUGAAUGGGAUGAUCGUUGCCAAGAUGCACCGGGUAUAUGUUUCGCUGAUCGCCUGCACUACACGCCCAACUUCGCUGUGUUGACUGUUAUAAACACACUUCGUCAAGCUAUCACUUGUUCCCGAAUACUCCUGGUUUCACCCAGCAAACAUGAUUAAAAUGAACGCUCGAAAGACACGAGCAUCUUUCCUGUUGUCACGCGGGGAACAUCUUUGAUGAAACGUGCUUAAACUAUAAGAAACUUCAUAUCUCACCCCACACGCAGUUUCUUGUUCGUUCUGUUAAUACAACUGCGUAUUACCUGGUUCACCAGCGAGCAAUACUACCAGUGUCAUUCACGUUAGAAUGUUGUGUUGGCAGAAACAAAACUUCUGCAAGUGACAGUGGUGUUACCGUGCAUCACACGUCAGAGGCAAGUUAUUGUGUUGCCAGAAUCAUGCUUACGCACUACACUUCGCCGACAGAAAAGAAACAGUUGAGUCUGUCAUCACGCUUGUUAUAGUAGUGUGGCAGUACCGUUUGUAAUGGCGAUGGUUAAGAGCAGCUGAAAUAAAUGUUUACGUUAAUUAACUCCAUGCGACGAAGUCGUUGCCGAAAGGCAUAUGGUUACACCAGUUUUACUAUCUCGCAGCCGAACCUUUAUAGGGUAACAGUUACCUGUACUGCAAGCGUCUUGCCGUGCCACCAGAUUUUGCUGCCUCCGAUGCCGCGUGUCUCCGCUUUUUUCCGUUGGUCACGAGUGUUGGAAUCAUUGUGUGCAUUGUUGUGUAUGUAAACAUGAUACCAUUAUGAAUUGCCACAACAAGAGUCUGCCAUUAAGAUUUUAAAAAGGAGGCGAAAACAGUAUUUUAGUGACACUGAAAUGAUGGAUAUGUUCUGUAAAAUACUGCGUUGACAAUAAAUGAAGCUGUUGUGCCUGCACAACAAAUGAUGA